AUGUCCUCCGCCGCGGCACGGCUCUCGACCCAUGAGCGCCGCUCAAGCGCACACCCCGACGACCGGCCCCGCGCCCAGCGCGUGAACCCUCAAGGUAGCUUCAAGGGCGAACGCGCCGACCCUCGUCAGGCCCAAUCCCCCAAGCUGCCCCACCACCAGCAACAGCAACAGCAACAGCAACAGCAACAACAGCAACAACACCAGUAUUCUACGUCGCAUAAGAGGUCGGCGUCCGGGAACCCUCGACCGCUCAUCGGAAACGAGGCCGAGGGAGCAGCCCAAGCCGGAGACGCCUCAAGCGCCGUGGAACCCUCAUGCGACGCUGAUUCCCCACACCUCGGCGCCCCUGGCCUCCCGAAUUUCGAUCCCACCGCUCGCCUCCCAGGCGCCUCAGGCUCAGCAGCCGCGGCCGUUGGGGAUCUAUCCCUCGAGGCGCAGGAAGCCGCCAUCAUCGAGGACCUCUUGUUUACGUUCAUGGGCUACGAGGGCCAGUAUAUCCGCUUCGCCAAGGCAUACAACCCCCACGAGGAGAGGGACCGGCUUACCGGCCCCGUGUUUCGCGUCUUACCCGGUCUAGACCCGAGUCUGCAAGACCUCACCAACUCCAUGCUUAGGUUGGCGACGUACUACUCUGCGCUCGAGGCCUUUGUAGAUGUGCAGAGCAGGGAGGAGUUUGGCGCCGUGAACCACGCAUUAUGCGCGGCCGUUCGGAAACACCUGCAAGACUACCUCGUCCUCGUCGCCCAGCUCGAGACGCAGUUCCUCACAAACGAGAGCUUCACCGUCCACGCGCUCAACGUGCACACCCUCUCCACCCGCCAGAUGAUGCUGCAACUCUACUCGUUAGCCCACGAACUCCUCAAGAAGAAUGCGCUACUCGACGACGAGUCGGAUUCGGAGUCGAGCGAUAGCGGCGACGACUUUGAGAACAUUCUCGAAUCCCUGAGGGAAGGCGGCGAGCUGGCGCCGGGCAACAUGACGGGCAAGAAGAUUUGCAAGGGCGGAAUGGUGCUGGGAAUGAUUUCGCGGAGGCUCGAGACCAUGUCGGGAGACCCGUCGGCUAGGGCGCUGCUCACGGCGCUGCUCCGCGACGCCAGCAGGCCGUACAUGGUCAUGCUCAACGAGUGGCUCCACCGCGGAGGCAUCAACGACCCGCACUCCGAAUUCCUCGUCAAGGAGCAAAAGAGCAUCAAGCGCGAGCGGCUCGAGCAGGAUUACACCGACGAGUACUGGGAGCGGCGGUACACGAUCCGCGAGAACGACAUACCUCCUCAAUUAGAGGGCGUCAAGGACAAGGUGCUCCUGGCGGGCAAGUACCUCAACGUCGUGCGCGAGUGCGGCGGCGUCGACGUCAGCAAGGAGGUCAAGGACGUGCCCACCUCCUUUGACGACAGCCGGUUCCUCGAGAACGUCAGCAACGCCUACGCCCAUGCCAACGAGUCCCUCAUGAAGCUCCUCCUCACCGCCCACGCCCUCCCCGAUCGCCUGCGUUCCCUCAAGCACUACUUCUUCCUCGACCCCUCGGACUACUUCUCCUACUUCCUCGAGCUGGGCGCCUCGGAGCUCAAGAAGCCCGUCAAGUCUGUUAACACCGGCAAGCUACAGUCGCUUCUCGACCUCGUGCUCCGCCAACCGGGCAGCGCGGUUUCCCUCGACCCCUUUAAGGAGGAUGUCAAGGUGGAGAUGAACGAAAUCACCCUCAUCAAGUCCCUCCAGCGCGUCGUCAACAUCACCGGCAUCGAGCAGGGCGAGGCCCUCCAGCCCCUCACCUCCAACCAGCCCAUCGAGAACGACAAGAACGCCAUCGGCUUCACCUCGCUGCAGCUCGACUACGCCGUACCCUUCCCCGUCUCGCUCGUCAUCAGCCGCAAGACGGUCUGGCGCUACCAGGCCCUCUUUCGGUACCUCUUAUCGCUGCGCUACCUCGAGUCGCAGCUGUCGACGACGUGGCAGACGCAGAUCCGCGGCGUCACCUGGGCCCACAAGAGCUCGCACGCGAGGCUCGAGACGUGGAAACGCCGCGUGUGGACGCUGCGCGCGCGCAUGCUCGUUUUUGUGCAGCAGCUCCUCUACUUUUGCACCGCCGAGGUGAUCGAGCCCAACUGGCAAAAGUUCAUGUCGCGGCUCCAGGCCUCGGGCGACGUCGACGCUGGCAAGGUCGAGGGCCCGACCAGGACGGUGGAUCAGCUGAUGCAGGACCAUGUCGAUUUCCUCGACACUUGCCUCAAGGAAUGCAUGCUGACGAACAGCAAACUUUUACGGAUCCAUUCCAAGCUCAUGCAAACCUGCGCCAUCUUCGCCGCCUACACGAACUGGCUCUCCCGCGAGCUCGAAAAGACGGACCCGGACCUGUCCCGCGGCUCCACCUCGGACCCGUCCGGGGCCGAUGGCCACGGCGGCGGUAGCGCCAGCGCCAACCCGGACAAGCGCGUCUCCGAGCUCUUCGAAAUCAUGCGCAAGUGGGAGGGCAACUUUAGCAGGCACCUGCAGAUCCUCCUCGACGCCCUCAACCACUACGCGGCCACGGAGACGGUGGUGCUGCUGAGCUUGUGCGCGCGAUUGAGCGCAGCCAACCAGGGGACCGAGUAUGCCGGGCUUAGGACCGACAUCGAGUCCGCGUAG
Molecule: messenger RNA, 2622 nt
Organism: Parascedosporium putredinis
Lineage: Eukaryota; Fungi; Ascomycota; Sordariomycetes; Microascales; Microascaceae
Source: the annotation of a GenBank genome assembly